AUAGCCCGGUACGAAAGCCGGGAUUAACGACGGGCCUGUCUUUGGGUUGGAAGAAGAUGGGAAGGGUGAAGAGCAGAUAAGGAUGGACACUAAGACAGAGCCGGUGACCCGGUUCAAAUACGUGCGGACGUUGGAGGAAGACCCGCUGGCGAAGAGGGUGGUGCUGCUGGGCAGCAUUGAUGAUGAGCAGGCGAUUUUGACGCUGGAAAAGACGGGGUUUUCCCAGACGGUGGAGCCGGAGAGGCUGCUACGGCAGGUCAGGACGAUAGCCAGCAACGACGUGUACUGGUGGGGGACGACAUUGGCGGAGCAGGACGUUGAAAAGGACCCGACGUGCAAGUACUCGCUCGUGUACCCAGCGACGGAGACGCACGUCCGCAAGUACGAGAGCGCCCGGCUGCACAUGAUACGGGAGACGCCGGAGGCGUACCAGACGGUGGUGAAGCCCUACAUCGAGACAAUGAAGGGGGACCGGCUGCAGUGGGUGACGAACAUUCUCCACCACGGGGCCGAGGCCGAGCGGGUUUUGUUCCGGAACGACGACUACGUCGUGCUCCCGGACAUGAAGUGGGACGGCCAGAACCUCGACACGCUGUACUGCUGCUGCAUCGUUUACGAUGACAGUAUCUCGUCGGUGAGAGAUUUGACAGUUGGCCAUUUGGGCUACUUGGAGAGGAUCCGUACAAGCAUCCUCGAGGAGCUGCCUAGGAUCUACCAAGCGCAGGGCCUCCAACGGGAUAAUUUGCGCCUCUACGUGCACUACCAGCCGUCAUACUACCACUUCCACAUCCACGUUGUGAAUGCCAAUUUUCUCGGUCUGGCGAACUCGAUGCUGGCCGGGAAAGCAAUUCUGCUCGAAGACGUCAUCGACAACCUCUUCCAGAUGGCCAGCGCCAGUGCCAGCGCCAGCGAUAGAAGCCUGGGUUACGCCAGCAAGACCAUCAACUACCAGCUGAAGGAAACACACAAAUUGUGGGACCUUGGACUCAGGGACUACGCCCAGUAGAUGGCACCCUAUGUAUAUAAAGCUCUUGUGUACCUGAAAGAUUUAUCAGAACAACAAUAGUUGCGUAGCGCUGGUG
Molecule: messenger RNA, 1082 nt
Organism: Pichia membranifaciens NRRL Y-2026
Lineage: Eukaryota; Fungi; Ascomycota; Pichiomycetes; Pichiales; Pichiaceae
Exons: 1
Coding region: 83-1006 (307 amino acids)
Biological process (GO): deadenylation-dependent decapping of nuclear-transcribed mRNA
Cellular component (GO): P-body; nucleus
Molecular function (GO): hydrolase activity; RNA 7-methylguanosine cap binding
Source: RefSeq, a predicted model, not a curated record